UCCCUGCUAAAUAAAGAUACCGAGUUCCCCAUUCAAAAUUUGUGGCAAAUUGGUCAAGAUGUUCUUUAUUUAUGAUACAAACAAGCAAAUUUUAUUACUUUUAUUAUUAGAAGAUUGCAGAUUAAAAUGAAGGAAGAGAAAGAUGAGAAGAAUGAGAAGAAUGAGAAGAAUGAGAAGGAUGAAACCUUCAGUUUAAUAUUUCUCCACGGAGUUGGUGGAACAGGAGAGGGAUGGGUCGAUCUGUUACAAAGAAUAAGUCCUGAGAAAACUAAGCUUAUCUACCCUACAGCCCCUGUAGGAGCAGUAACUAUUUAUGGAGAUCAGUAUAUGCCUUCAUGGUUUAACAUGAUCGAUUCGAAGACGAUAAAUGUUUUUGAACUAAAAGAAUCAGCAAUUUUUGUGCACAGUAUAGUUGAAAAGGAAAUCAAGAAAGGAAGACGACCUGAAAACAUCAUCAUCGGUGGAUUUUCUCAAGGUGCCGCGUUAAGUUUGUAUUCUGUGCUCACAUGUCGAAGACGACUUGGCGGACUUUUUGUUCUUUCAGGUUGGCACCCCGCACCUUGGGAGUUUGCAGAGUCGUGUGCCCCCUCUCCCAGCCACGCCCUUCCAAACUGCCACACCCCCACACUCAUCUGCCACGGGAAUAAUGACACAAAGGUACCUCUAGAGUGGGGAAGGAAUUGUGAAAAAAGUUUGCUCAGUUUUAUGACUCAGUUGGAGUUCAAGGAGAUUGAUGGUCUAGGACAUGAGGUGGAUGACUCCAUAGAACAUGAGAUUUCUCUUUUCCUCGCUAAAAUAGCAAAACAAAAUCUAGCAUAAACUUCUCAAAAUUUCGGAGAGGAAUUGAGUUUUUGCCACAAUCGCUGAUUUUUUAGUCCCUAUUUCUUUGCAAUUUAAUGCCCUAGAUCUUUGAUA
Molecule: messenger RNA, 915 nt
Organism: Eurytemora carolleeae
Lineage: Eukaryota; Metazoa; Arthropoda; Copepoda; Calanoida; Temoridae
Product: acyl-protein thioesterase 1
Exons: 8
Coding region: 127-819 (230 amino acids)
Biological process (GO): protein depalmitoylation
Cellular component (GO): cytoplasm
Molecular function (GO): carboxylic ester hydrolase activity; palmitoyl-(protein) hydrolase activity
Source: RefSeq, a predicted model, not a curated record